Molecule: messenger RNA, 570 nt
Organism: Fusarium subglutinans
Lineage: Eukaryota; Fungi; Ascomycota; Sordariomycetes; Hypocreales; Nectriaceae
Product: 20beta-hydroxysteroid dehydrogenase
Exons: 2
Coding region: 1-570 (189 amino acids)
Source: RefSeq, a predicted model, not a curated record
AUGACACUCCGAACCCUAGAGAAAGCAUUCAGCAGCGGAGUUGCAGUGAUUACAGGAGCUGGAGGAGGGUUGGGUUCCGGUCUCGCACGGCAUAUCGCAUCAUUCGGGAUGACUGUCAUUAUCGCUGAUAUUGACCUCAAACGGGCAGAGGAAGUUGCCUCAGAUAUCAUAGCCGCGAAAGGAAACGCUGAAGCGAGGGCUAUUGACGUAUCUCGGCCAGAAGAGCUGGAUGCACUGGCUGAAUACGUUCACACUCGCUACGGAGAUGUUCAACUGCUCAUCAACAACGCGGCAAUUGAGACACUUGGACUGCUGAAUACUGGUAUCUUUGAUCAUGCUAAGCACGAUACCUCAACGGUUGAUCUGGAUUGGGAGAAGCAUCGAAAGUCAAUGGCUGAGCUGGCGCGGGAGAAGGGAAUGGGCAUCUAUGAAGCGAGUCGUAUCAUCGUGGAACAGAUUGCAGAGGGGAGUCUCUGGGUGUGUACCCAUCCAGCUAUCCUGACUGAGAUUUUGCAACAGAGGAUCCAGUAUUACGAGGGCCAGGAAGAACCCAAUGUUCCACCAACAUAG